GUUCCGAAUGGGCUACGCAGUUGAAGUUUGGCGGGAAAUAGAUGUGUAUUUCCGUUUCUCUCGACCUUUGACCAACAGAUUCACUUCCGGAAACGAAAAACGUUGUUUACAUCGACAGAUCGAGAAGUUCUUGUCACUUGUCUGUACCCCAGGAUGUCUGCUAUAUAUGAUGCGUUUUGAUUUGUCCUGAAGUAGAAUGGCUGACAAUGACAAUCAGAGGUCGUAUGCUGUCAGCAUCUCCUUACCUGAUGAACAGGUCUUCAGGAAUUUGAAAAAUGCUAAACAUUUUGCUAUUGAUAUAGGUGGUUCACUGGCCAAGCUAGCCUACAGUUCAACACUGCAGAGGAGGACAUCCCUGGUAUCGGAGGAGUUCUCUGAGCAGGAAGGAGCUGGGUGUAUUUACCAGGUCUCAGAGGAAGAUGAGUUCACAAACCGACUUCACUUUGUUAAGUUUGAGACACGCCUCAUUGAGACAUGUCUUGACUUCAUCCAGAGACACCUGAAAGGAUCGCCAUUGAAGGACAAGGUCAUUAAGGCUACAGGUGGUGGAGCACAUAAAUAUCGCCACCUUAUCAACUCUAAACUGGGCGUACAAAUAGAUAAAGAAGAUGAAAUGCAGUGUUUGAUACAAGGCUGUAACUUCCUGCUACAAAACAUACCAGACGAGGCUUUUUCCUAUCAUCGUCAUGAGAAACCAGAGUACAAGUUCCAGGGAGUGAAUCACAACGUCUUCCCUUAUCUCCUGGUCAACAUAGGGUCAGGGGUCAGUCUUAUAAAGGUCGACUCCGAAACAAAUUUUGAGAGAAUUGGUGGAACAUCAAAUGGAGGGGGAACAUUCUGGGGUUUGGGGUCACUGCUGACAAAAGCCAAGACGUUUGACGAGUUACUGGAGCUGGCCGAGAAGGGAGACCAUCGAGAGGUGGACAUGUUAGUCAAGGAUAUCUACGGUGGAGAGUACUCAAGCAUUGGUCUGACAGGGGAUGUGAUAGCUAGCAGCUUCGGCAAGGCUACACAGCCACUCAAGGACCAGGAAUCUUGCUUCAGAGAAGAAGACAUAGCUCGCUCACUCCUCUUGUCCAUCAGUAAUGACAUUGGUCAGAUUGCCUGUCUCCAUGCCCGUAUGCAUGGACUGACCAAGAUCUACUUCGGGGGCUACUUCAUUCGAGGACAUCCACUGACCAUGCGAACUAUCACAUUCGCCAUCAACUUCUGGUCAAAGGAUGAAAUUCAGCCCCUUUUCCUACGACAUGAGGGCUAUUUGGGAGCCAUUGGUGCCUUUCUGAGAGGGGCGGAAGAGAAUGAUGAGUCUGGGAGUCAGUCCUAUACCUGGGGAGAAAACUAUGCACGCAGUUCUGGUCUCAGUAGUAGUCAGCAGUCCUCAAACAACUGGAAACGGACAAGGAGCUCCACGUUUGAUAUGCUGGAACUGGACAAGGUGAAUGCUCGUGACCACUGUCCAGUACUGCUUGACCCAGACACUUACAAUCCAGACACGGUUGACCUGACCAAGGACCCGGACGCCCGCGAGUACUGGCUCGACUGCUUCUCACACACUGUAGAUAAGACAAAGGGUCUGGCCAUUAGGAGCCAGGCAAACUCACCAGAUGUUAAAGAAAGAGCAAACAAAUUCAAGGACAGCUACCUGGAUCGUCUCAAUGGGCUGAAAGAAAAUCCAUGUGCCUAUGGAUCUCUUACGGUGAGAUUUUUACUGGACACCAGUAGCCAUUUACUUAGAGACUUUCUCUUCACAGACCCCUACUCACAGCAAAAACAGACUGAGAAUGAGCAUGCCUUGCGGAGCCUGUCAAGUCGUCUCAAGUUCCUGGACAGUAUGAGUGAUACUGACCGACCGCUUAACCUGGCCAGAGGGCUCCUGGCGGGCAAUGUGUUUGACUGGGGAGCUAAGGAAGUUGUCAAAAUGAUGGAAUCCGGGCAGGAGUUUGGCUUCAGUGAAGCACUAGAUAAAGUAGAAGAGCGCCCCUGGCUUUGUGAUUACUUUGACGCUUGGAGAGAGAGGUUGAACAGAGCUCCUCAUCGAUGUGCAGUUGUUUUCUGUGACAACAGUGGUGCAGAUAUAAUACUGGGGUUAUUUCCCUUUGUUAGAGAUCUACUCAUCAGAGGAACCAAGGUGAUUCUGUGUGCCAACUCCCGUCCCACUCUGAAUGACGUCACAUAUAAUGAACUGACAAUACUUGUGAAGCGAGUGUCGGAGAUAUGUCCAAUCAUUGACAAGGCUGUGAAGGAACAUCAACUGAUGCCUAUGGAGUCAGGGCAGGAAUCUCCAUGUCUUGAUCUCAGGUUGGUAGACCAAUCCCUUGUGAAAGCUAUGGAACGCGAGAAAGCUGACUUGAUUGUUAUAGAAGGAAUGGGGAGAGCAAUACAUACAAACUUUGAUGCCAAAUUUAGCUGCGAGUCGCUGAAGGUGGCGAUCCUAAAAAACAAAUGGCUGGCCAAUAGACUUGGAGGAGAAAUGUUUAGUGUGAUAUAUAAAUAUGAAAACCCUGUAAGUGAAGAUAACAGAGACAAGCAAUGUUGAUACCUGGCUUUUUUUGUAUUUUAGUCUCUGUUACAUUGACAAUCUAGGAACUUCUCUGUUUCUAACCAGGAGAUCUAGAAUUGUCACAGAGUUAAUCAUUAGGAAAUUAAAUCAUAAAUCAAGAUUUUACCAGCAUUUAACAUUAAUCUGGUGGUCAGCUGAUGUGUUUAUCUGGAAGCGACUCAUUUUCAGAACUAUUAUAGGAUUGAGGCAGUUAUGGAGAGUCUCCCUAACCACGUCACUUCAAUAAUAACUCUGGCUAAGAUGAUGUUGUACUGAGUGAAAAAGUUUUGUUGUAGAGUUGACGUCCAGGAACUAGACAGAAAUUCUUUGUCUCGAUCACCAGAUCACCUCUGAUGUUCUUGUCCCUGAAUCCUCUAGAAUCCAUGCUUUUGACACAAACCUGAUUAUAUUGCAGGGUAAUGAUUAAAACUCUAAAUUAAAUGUGAUAAAGUAUAACAAAGUCUUGUUAUAGAGAGACCUACUCAUUUUGUUGUGCUCCGUGUUGGACUAGAGUUAUCUAUACAGUGUACAUGUAGGUGAUGUCCCUGAAGAAUGAUUUAAUUUAGAAUUUACAUGUACUUACCUGAAGUCAUGUUGUUGUUAUACAUAUCUUGAUAUGCAUUCAUUAAUUUAAAUAUAAUUUUUUAAAAGAUGUAAUAAUGUAGUUUUAUUAGCCCUUUGGUCCGUUGUCUGUCGUCCAUUGUCUGGCGUCCAUUGUCUGUCAUUCGUCUCCGUUAUCAUUAAACAAUCCUUGUUAUCUCUAUUUCUUGAAAGUAUCGAAAGGAUAUUAGUGUAGGUUCCCCUUGGUCACUAGUUGUGCCAAUUCAAUUUAGAUUUUUGAUAAGAAAUUAAAACAAAAUGGCUGGCAUUCAGCAAUCUUCGAUUUUGAGAAUUAUAGUUUGUUAUUGCUAUUUCUUGAUAAGUACUGAAAGGAUGUUUCUAAAACAUUAGAAAGAAGAGAAAAGUAGAGAGAGGAUCAGUCUUGACAUAUAACCAAUAAAGAUCAUUAAAUGGUGGGUGCCAAGAUCCCUCUUGGAUCUCCUGUUUGAUAUGUCGUCAUUUUACAUGUGAGAUUGAGGUGUCUAACAUUAUUAUAUUUUUGCCUCAUCAGCUUACUGGAAGGUUUAGAAGAAAUGUUUAUAAUCAAAUAAAAUGGUUGUGAUAAUAGUGAACAAACUUGGUCUAUUUAGCUGCUAAAGGUGCUGACUUUUGAGAAGAUAUUUGAUAAAUAGAAUUUAGCGUAAAUAAAGUCUGUAUAAACAGUACUGUCUAAAUGGGGACAAACACAGAAAACUAUCGGUACACACGUGAUGUUGAUGAGGACAAACACGAAUAACUAAUCAUGUGAUGUAACAGGGGACAAACAAGAAUAACUAAUCACGUGAUGUUAAUGGGGACAAACAAGUAUAACUAAUCACGUGAUGUUAAUGGGGACAAACAAUAAUAACUAAACACGUGAUGUUAAUGGGGACAAACAAGUAUAACUAAUCAUGUGAUGUUAAUGGGGACAAACAAGUAUAACUAAACACGUGAUGUUAAUGGGGACAAACAAGUAUAACCACACACGUGAUGUUAAUGGAGACAAACAAUAAUAACUAAUCACGUGAUGUUAAUGGGGACAAACAAGUAUAACUAAACACGUGAUAUUAAUGGGGACAAACAAGUAUAACUAAACACGUGAUGUUAAUGGGGACAAACAAGUAUAACCACACACGUGAUGUUAAUGGGGACAAACAAUAAUAACGAAACACGUGAUGUGAAUGGGGACAAACAAGUAUAACUAACCACGUGAUGUGAAUGGGGACAAACAAUAAUAACUACACACGUGAUGUUAAUGGGGACAAACAAUGAUAACUAAUCACGUGAUGUUAAUGGGGACAAACAAUAAUAACUAAACACGUGAUGUUAAUGGGGACAAACAAGAAUAACUAAUCACGUGAUGUUAAUGGGGACAAACAAUAAUAACUAAUCACGUGAUGUUAAUGGGGACAAACAAUAAAAACUAAUCACGUGAUGUUAAUGGGGACAAACAAGUAUAACUAAUCACGUGAUGUUAAUGGGGACAAACAAGUAUAACUAAACAUGUGAUGUUAAUAGAGACAAACAAGUAUAACUAAACACGUGAUGUUAAUGGGGACAAACAAUAUCUACACACGUGAUGUUAAUGGGGACAAACAAUAAUAACUAAUCACGUGAUGUUAAUGGGGACAAACAAUAAUAACUAAACACGUGAUGUUAAUGGGGACAAACAAUAAUAACUAAUCACGUGAUGUUAAUGGGGACAAACAAGUAUAACUACACACGUGAUGUUAAUGGGGACAAACAAUAAUAACGAAACACGUGAUGUGAAUGGGGACAAACAAGUAUAACUAACCACGUGAUGUUAAUGGGGACAAACAAUAAUAACUAAUCACGUGAUGUUAAUGGGGACAAACAAUAAUAACUAAUCACGUGAUGUUAAUGGGGACAAACAAGUAUAACUAAACACGUGAUGUUAAUGGGGACAAACAAGUAUAACUACACACGUGAUGUUAAUGGGGACAAACAAUAAUAACUAAUCACGUGAUGUUAAUGGGGACAAACAAGUAUAACUAAACACGUGAUGUUAAUGGGGACAAACAAGUAUAACUACACACGUGAUGUUAAUGGGGACAAACAAGUAUAACCACACACGUGAUGUUAAUGGGGACAAACAAGAAUAACUAAACACGUGAUGUUAAUGGGGACAAACAAUAAUAACUAAUCAUGUGAUGUUAAUGGGGACAAACAAGUAUAACUAAACAUGUGAUGUUAAUGGAGACAAACAAGUAUAACUAAACACGUGAUGUUAAUGGGGACAAACAAUAAUAACUAAUCACGUGAUGUUAAUGGGGACAAACAAGUAUAACUAAACACGUGAUGUUAAUGGGGACAAACAAGUAUAACUACACACGUGAUGUUAAUGGGGACAAACAAGUAUAACCACACACGUGAUGUUAAUGGGGACAAACAAGUAUAACUAAUCAUGUGAUGUUAAUGGGGACAAACAAGUAUAACUAAACAUGUGAUGUUAAUGGGGACAAACAAGUAUAACUAAACACGUGAUGUUAAUGGGGACAAACAAGUAUAACUAAACAUGUGAUGUUAAUGGGGACAAACAAGUAAAACUAAUCACGUGAUGUUAAUGGGGACAAACAAGAAUAACUUAACACGUGAUGUUAAUGGAGACAAACAAGUAUAACUAAACACGUGAUGUUAAUGGGGACAAACAAGUAUAACUACACACGUGAUGUUAAUGGGGACAAACAAUAAUAACGAAACACGUGAUGUGAAUGGGGACAAACAAGUAUAACUACACACGUGAUGUUAAUGGGGACAAGCAAUAAUAACUAAACACGUGAUGUUAAUGGGGACAAACAAGUAUAACUAAACACGUGAUGUUAAUGGGGACAAACAAUAAUAACUAAUCACGUGAUGUAACAGGGGACACAAGAAUAACUAUUCACGUGAUGUUAAUGGGGACAAACAAUAAUAGCUAAACACGUGAUGUUAAUGGGGACAAACAAUAAUAACUAAACACGUGAUGUUAAUGGGGACAAACAAUAAUAACUAAUCACGUGAUGUUAAUGGGGACAAACAAGAAUAACUAUUCACGUGAUGUUAAUGGGGACAAACAAGAAUAACUAAACACGUGAUGUUAAUGGGGACAAACAAGAAUAACUAAACACGUGAUGUUAAUGGGGACAAACAAGAAUAACUAAACAUAUGAUGUUAAUGGGGACAAACAAGAAUAACUAAACACGUGAUGUUAAUGGGGACAAACAAGAAUAACUAAACACGUGAUGUUAAUGGGGACAAACAAUAAUAACUAAACACGUGAUGUUAAUGGGGACAAACAAGUAUAACUAAUCACGUGAUGUUAAUGGGGACAAACAAGUAUAACUAAUGACGUGAUGUUAAUGGGGACAAACAAGUAUAACUAACCACGUGAUGUUAAUGUGGACAAACAAUAAUAACUAAACACGUGAUGUUAAUGGGGACAAACAAUAACUAAACACGUGAUGUUAAUGGGGACAAACAUGUAUAACUAAUCACGUGAUGUUAAUGGGGACAAACAUGUAUAACUAAUCACGUGAUGUUAAUGGGGACAAACAAGUAUAACUAAACACGUGAUGUUAAUGGGGACAAACAAGUAUAACCACACACGUGAUGUUAAUGGGGACAAACAAUAAUAGCUAAACACGUGAUGUUAAUUUUUGACAAACAAUAAUAACUUAACACGUGAUGUAACAGGGGACAAACAAUAAUAACUAAACACGUGAUGUUAAUGGGGACAAACAAUAAAAACUAAUCACGUGAUGUUAAUGGGGACAAACAAUAAAAACUAAUCACGUGAUGUUAAUGGGGACAAACAAUAACUAAACACGUGAUGUUAAUGGGGACAAACAAUAACUAAACACGUGAUGUUAAUGGGGACAAACAAGAAUAACUAAACACGUGAUGUUAAUGGGGACAAACAAGAAUAACUAAUCACGUGAUGUUAAUGGGGACAAACAAAAAUAACUAAACACGGGAUGUUAAUGGGGACAAACAAGUAUAACUAAACACGUGAAGUUAAUGGGGACAAACAAGAAUAACUAAUCAUGUGAUGUUAAUGGCGACAAACAAGAAUAACUAAACACGUGAUGUAAUUGGGGACAAACAAGAAUAACUAAACACGUGAUGUUAUUGGGGACUUUACAGUGUAAUAACUUGGUUUUUUUCGUUUUUUUUUUUUUUUAGAUAAUUUCUGUGGAAUGAUGUUCAUUAUUACAAUGUAUCCCGUUGAUGCUGUAAUGUUCUUGUAUGCUGUGCUAACAUAUGGAUUGUUAAAAACACUGCCAUUUAGAUGUUUGUUACACUGUGUACUUUCACUUAUUAAAGGAUUUAUCCAUGAAAUAAGUCUUAAUAUGCAUGGAUUUAUAUAUUCAAUUCCCGCCGAAAUGUAUGGGAACAUUAGAAGUCCCCUUGUUUACACGAGUUAUAUACAAUGUACUGGUAUGUAUAUACUAUCGUUAUCCUGUGACCUAUCAUCAGGGGCGUACAUAUAUGUAGAUAGACCAAUUUGCUUUAGAGAUUUUAUGCCUACAAUUGUUAUUUGAUAAUAUUUCUAUUCUCAAUAUGGCCUAUUGGGGUUUUCCCGUAUAAACUUAGAAUGUUCA
Molecule: messenger RNA, 7719 nt
Organism: Pecten maximus
Lineage: Eukaryota; Metazoa; Mollusca; Bivalvia; Pectinida; Pectinidae
Product: 4'-phosphopantetheine phosphatase-like
Exons: 17
Coding region: 197-2536 (779 amino acids)
Biological process (GO): coenzyme A biosynthetic process
Cellular component (GO): nucleus; cytosol
Molecular function (GO): ATP binding; pantothenate kinase activity
Source: RefSeq, a predicted model, not a curated record